UGUAUACUUUAGGCUUCAUUGGGAAGAGAACUCGUUAUUGUGACGUACAUGUAUUCUCUAUUAAUGAGUGCAGAUAUUGUGUUUAUUUCAGCAUCGUAGAGCUACAUAAUAUACACUAAGUUUACAGCAAACUUUUCAUAAAAGUGGAUCUCGUUGAAAUCUUUUAAACGGGAUUCUGUGCAGGCUUAAUUGCUUUCUCUAAUUGGUCACCCAUUCGCACAUCACACUAAUGGCCGAGAAACAGGAAGAAGAGGACGUUCCGAUCUCUUCACAAGGCCUGAAAUGUCCACUGUGUCUUGGUAUCUUCGACGAUGCAACCCUCUUAACCUCUUGCGGACAUACCUUCUGUCGACCCUGUCUCAGGAAAUACGACCUAUCUCACCAGGAUCUUGAUCACAUGGUCUGCCCUCUCUGCAGGACAGUGACAAAGUUGUCCGCAAACCGGGUCGACGAUCUCUUUCCCAAUGUGACGGUCAACGGACUCGUAGACGACUACCAUGCCAGUUCUGGAGGGGCAAAUGCCAUCCUGAAGAUGCGGCAAAAGUGCACUGUCUGCAAGAUCCAGGUAGAGCCGAUCGCUUUUUGCAUUACAUGCAAUGUAUCCAUGUGUGACCAAUGCCACGUUGGCCACAAACGACUGAAGCUGUUCUUCGAAGGUCAUGAGAUCGUAUCUUUCCAGGACAUAAUUGAGGGAAAAGUUAAACCUGGUCGCCCUUCCGAGAAAUGUUCCGCCCACAGACGAGAGAACAAAGAUAUGUUCUGUCAGGAUUGUAAGAUGCGCGUCUGUUUCAAGUGCGUCGUCAUCGAUCAUCGAGAUCACAAGAUACAAUCACAUCAAGACUUCGAAAAGGAAAUGCAGGAUAAGGUGAGUGAUCUUCUCUUUCGUUGUAAGGCAAAGAAAUCCGACCUGGAGAAGAAUAUUCAAAGUGUGGAGACACAUCGUAAUGAGGCACAUACUGCGCUUCAGCUUCUACGUAAAAAUGUGGGCCUAGCCUGUCGUACCAAGGUCAAGCAGCUAGAAGACAACCGACGUGUACUCAUUGAGAAGAUCGAUGCUCUGGAACGUAGUUUUGAUGAAGCCCUCAACGUUCUAAAGUCGAACGACCGACAGAUGAUCAAGAGCAUUUGUAGUUCGGUAGAUUUGGUGGAUAAUGACAGACUAGGUUGCCUUGAGACGGACAGUCUAUCUGCUCACACAUUCCUUUGCGAAGAGAUCGAUGGCUUGCUAAAGGAGGUAAUUGAUCAAACCUCUGCAGCAACCAUAAAGGAGAAGGCAAACAAGCAGAAGUUCAAGCCUGCAGAUGACACCAGUCUUGACCUCGGGAAAAUCUCAGGAACAGUUCUAGGACCUCCUGGACAACAACCCUCCGGCCAAUUACCAACGGCACGUUUUUUAAACCGCCCCCAUCCCCCCGGAGAAUUACCCGCCUCCUCGAGAACAGUUACCCUCCCCCAAACUCCCCCUCUCCCUCCCGAUUGGGUAGAACCUGGGAACAACCCCCCUCAGAUCCCCUUCCAGCCUGAUCAUCAAAAUGUCAUAAAUAUGGACAAUUACCCGCCUCCCCGAGGACAAAUACCCUUCCCCAGUGGCAGAUCCAGGAAGAGAACCCACCCCUACCUCCCACACGCAGUAGGUUACCCCCGAGGACGAGUACCCUCCCCACCUCCCCCUCCUAUGAGUUACCCCCCGAGGACAAGUACCCUCCCCCGCCUCCCCUCCUAG
Messenger RNA from Strongylocentrotus purpuratus (purple sea urchin), 1723 nucleotides. Its product is annotated as E3 ubiquitin-protein ligase Midline-1. Gene Ontology annotation, biological process: positive regulation of DNA-templated transcription. The record is from RefSeq and is a predicted model, not a curated record. Gene Ontology annotation, molecular function: ubiquitin-protein transferase activity; zinc ion binding. Lineage: Eukaryota; Metazoa; Echinodermata; Echinoidea; Camarodonta; Strongylocentrotidae. Gene Ontology annotation, cellular component: nucleoplasm; chromatin. The transcript is spliced from 2 exons. Bases 230 to 1723 code for a protein of 497 amino acids.